CGGCUUAGUCGGACGUCUCUAUGUUUCUGACGCGCGAAAACCAUCUAGUGAAUAAGUGAACAGAACAACCCUGUGCCCCGUUUCUGCGAACUUAUUUUUUUGUGUUUUAAAAAUUUUAUCUGGAUUUUUCUUGUGCCUGCAUCCAGUUAUUUUUUAAUGAAAAGAACUCCCCGGUGACUUCAAAGUUAAGAUAAAACCUACUGAAUCAAUAUUAUUACUUAAAGUUUAAGUGAAGUGGUUAAAGUAUUAAAAGUUCUGCAUCGACUCUUCCGUAAACUUAAAGAAAAGCUGUCCAAAUGUAGAGAUUCACCAACAUUCCAACAUGGAGCAGACAUUCGACAUCUUGAAGAAGCGCUCCAAACAUCCCGUUCUACUCCAAUCGGAUUCUUACGUGUAUAGUUGAAAAUCGGAAAUGAUUAAUCGUAGAAUAGACGUUACGUUUCAAAGUGAUAUUAUGAGCUUAUAUGUUAAGUGAGAGAGAAAGGGAGAUGCCUUACUACGGGUAUAGGGAAGAAGGGCCAGGUUCGGAAUCAAGUGGGGGUUGUUCUGAUUCAGAGGGGGGGAAUUCUGACUCAGAGGGUGGAUUAAGUACGGAGAGCUCGUCAGGCCAAGGGUUACCAUUCCCCGGGUUCACGCCUGUCGCUCUGCGGUACUUGACACAGGAGACGAGGCCAAGAAGUUGGUGCCUGAAGCUCAUCACCAAUCCAUGGUUCGAGCGAAUAUCAAUGCUGGUGAUCCUACUGAACUGCGUCACGCUGGGUAUGUACCAGCCAUGCGUCGACGACCAGUGCGUCACCAACAGAUGCAAAAUAUUACAGGUCUUCGACGAUAUUAUAUUUGCUUUCUUCACACUGGAAAUGACAAUUAAAAUGGUCGCGAUGGGGGUGUACGGUCAUGGCACAUACUUAGCCGAUUCCUGGAACCGGCUCGAUUUCUUUAUAGUGAUGGCGGGGGCUGUGGAAUACACAUUGAAUGUGGAAAACAUAAAUUUUUCUGCCAUAAGAACUAUAAGAGUACUACGACCACUGAGAGCUAUCAAUCGGAUACCGAGUAUGAGAAUCUUGGUAAUGUUACUGUUGGACACAUUACCAAUGCUAGGCAAUGUGUUACUUCUCUGUUUCUUCGUCUUCUUCAUAUUCGGAAUAGUCGGCGUUCAACUUUGGGCUGGAAUACUGCGACAACGCUGCGAACUUGUCUUACCACCAAAUGUACUACGACCAAACAUAUCGUUUCACUACGAGUUCUCCAAAGAAUUGGAUUACAUUUGUACGACUCCGGAGGACAACGGUAUGCAUCAAUGCGGCAACUUCCCACCGUAUCGAUACGGGCCUCUCGUGUGCAACGAGACAGCAAAACCUUUCUCGUACAAUAGACCGACGAAUACGUCUUGCGUUGACUGGAAUCAAUAUUACACGAAUUGUACAGAAAGAGGAUCUAAUCCAUUUCAAGGCACGAUUUCAUUCGACAACAUUGGCUUAGCUUGGGUCGCCAUUUUCUUGGUAAUAUCAUUGGAAGGAUGGACAGACAUUAUGUACUAUGUUCAAGAUGCUCACAGUUUCUGGGAUUGGAUUUAUUUUGUGCUAUUAAUUGUGAUCGGAUCAUUCUUUAUGAUCAACUUAUGCCUUGUCGUCAUCGCAACACAAUUCAGUGAAACUAAGAAACGUGAAAUGGAAAGGAUGAGAGCUGAAAGAGCUCGUUUUACAUCAUCAUCUACAUUGGCUUCGUCAACAAAUAAUAGUGAGCCUGCUACAUGUUAUGCAGAAAUCGUCAAAUAUGUUGCACACUUAUGGAGGAGAUUUAAAAGGAGAAUGGCGAAGAAAAUCAGGGUCUACCGAUACCAAAAAGCUCAGAUACGAUGGCGACAAAGUAGAGAAACACUUCAACUUCCAGCUAACAAGCCUAAACAACAUCAUCCUUGCUGUCCUAGAGCACAUCCACAGGGGAACGGGAGCAAGGCAGGGGCGGGGAUAGGGCCGGAGGAAGGGGAAGAGCCGUUGAGUCGACCCAGCCUGUUGCGUGUACCCUCGCUCUCCGCCGCAGAUCUCGAGAAUGCUUCAAACUUAUCGCUUCUCUCGCCGCCGUCGCUGGCGAGACGACGUUCAUCGGUUAUGUUCAGCGAUACGGUGUUGUUACACACGCCCACAACACCGACGGCGCAUCCACACAAUGUGUGCUCUUCCGAGAAAAUGACGCAAACAGAGUUCGACAUGCCCGCAAGUGAAACAGCGGACGAUCGUGCAGCCGCAGGUGGAACUAUGUCAUGCCAAGAACUGCUCGCACUAUCAGGAGCACUGUCAGCAGCACUACCUACUGGCCAAGUCGCAUUAGACUCAUUCUUCGAAGAACUAACUAAGGGUAUAAGCAAAAGAGCUGGUGAUGAAAAAUCUGACACCAAGAUUGUCGAAAUAGAAGAUUUUUCGUGUUGUGCUGAUUUAAUAGCAGCGGAAGCGGCGGCAAAGGAAACGAGAAAAAGUCGCGUCUGCAAUGUGUGCACAACAUUCUGGAAAAGAAUAUCAAAAUUUCUUUUGUUAUUGAGGAAACAUAUUAAAACUAUUGUCAACCAUAAAUACUUUCAGCAAGGGAUACUUUUGGCAAUUCUUAUCAACACGCUAUCGAUGGGCAUUGAGUAUCAUAAUCAACCAGAAGAGCUGACAGUGAUUGUUGAAAUUAGCAAUGUUGUAUUUUCUGCUAUAUUUGCUAUUGAAAUGGUACUUAAAAUUAUUGCCGAAGGUCCAUUCAAAUACAUUUCUAAUGGAUUUAAUGUGUUUGAUGGUAUUAUUGUAAUACUGAGUGCAUUUGAACUGGCACAUAGUUUUGGAAAUGAUAAAGACAUGGCUGGGAGUUCUGGUCUAUCAGUACUGCGUACAUUUAGGCUUUUACGUAUUCUUAAACUUGUAAGAUUCAUGCCGAACCUUCGACGUCAGCUGUUUGUUAUGUUAAGGACAAUGGACAACGUUGCGGUCUUUUUCUCCUUGCUCGUUCUUUUCAUAUUUAUAUUCAGCAUCCUCGGUAUGAACCUCUUCGGGUGCAAAUUCUGCGAGAAAGACGAAGAGGGUGAACAAGAGUGCGACAGAAAAAACUUUGAUACGCUCUUGUGGGCCUUUGUCACGGUGUUUCAGUUUUGCAAGUACAUCGAAGACAAUGGCACCGAGCGCGAUUGCACUUGCCCCGAGAUCAUUUCGCAUCACCCCAAAUGUGAAUGCGACAGAAAACACUUUAAUAACAUCCUGUGGGCGACAGUCACCGUGUUCCAGGUCCUGACACAAGAAGAUUGGAAUGUUGUAUUAUUCAACGGCAUGGAAAAGACAAGUCACUGGGCGGCGUUGUAUUUUGUUGCUUUAAUGACGUUUGGGAAUUAUGUUCUAUUUAACUUGCUUGUAGCCAUUUUAGUCGAAGGUUUUAGUUCCGAACGCAACGAAAGAAGGGAGCGUGAGCAACGAGAAUUAGCGAAGUCAAAAUUGUCUAGCGAAUGUUUUUCAGACCACAACGAAAUACAAUAUGACGAUUCUAAUUCAGGCUCUCAUUCUAGCGACAGUUUUUCCCAGAAUGAAAUAAAAAACUUUUGGCGCUCCGCUGAUGACGUUAGAAAGGCAAAAGACGAUGUGAAUGGUCACAAAGAGAAGGCAAUGAAGUCGAAACGUAAAACCAGAUCAUCAACACACCAUCCCACAUUGUGCAAAGAUUGCGCACAGUCAAAUAAAUGCAAUUUGCAGAAGGAAUCAAAAAUGCUAGCGAACAAUACAGCUACAUCAGAGAAUACUACAGUAGUACCUAUGAUAACGCAUACGGCGGCUACACCACAAGAUUCACCAUCAACAACAUUGGAGCCUGGAGCUUCUUUUCGGGAUUUUAACAUGGUUCUAAGCUUGGAGAGAUCGUCUAUGGUAUCAAGUCUAGAUUCUAUUGACCGAACAUCGUGCACAAGUAUACCAGGGUUACUUAAACCACCAAAUAGUUAUACGCUAACAUUACAUUCAGCGGCAGCUCAACUUGGGGCUGAGAAAGCUCGACUACCGCCAAUGUCCCUAGCACCACCGCCUUUAACAUUAGGUCCUCCACCCACGAGGUCAACGACCCCGGGAGCAACAACUCCAACAACGCCUAGGUCGAUGCCAUCACCAAUAUUACCAGAAAAAAAUCUACAAGUGACUAUAGCUAAAGAAGACAAUUGUCUAAAUGUUAGCGAUAAAUCUAGUCUACUCAGCUCACAAAAGAGUGUAGCCGUGACUACACCAACAGCAAAUGGUGACGAUAAAUGUCGUGUUCAAAGAGGUUACAGCUGGCGCCUAUCUAGACCCAGUCUGCGGCGCAAAAAACAAAGAACUGGCUCAGAUUCUGAUGCCGUUAUACUUAACAAUGGUCGAGAUCACACAACUUGUAAUGGUUCUAGUUUACGCAAGAAUGAGAUUCUACUCUCAUCUUCGAUGGUUAUCAAGAACGACACGCAAUCGGAGCUGCCGAACAAUCGCAACAAAUCACAACUGCCCGCUUCAAGAGUCCUAGCCCAGCCUACCAGGAGAGUCUCAGCCCAUACUACACCCUUACUACCUGAUGUUUCAUGGAAAGCACCAGAAGCAGGAUUUUCCUCAGACUCCACUGUAAGAAUGGAAGCGGUUAAACCAACGCCACACAGACUUUCCCUCACUAACGACUAUUUGACAGUAACAACCGUAUCUGAAGUCAAAUCAAGUAAUUUGACAUCACCGCCUCCACAACUACCUGUACCGACAAAGCCAACUCGAAAUGAAAGUGCUGUUUUACCGACACGACCCAACAACCAACCACUGCCAUUAAUUAAACAAAUAAAUGAAGAGGUUACCAUAGCUAACAACAUGUGCUUAUUUUCGGCACGAUUCAAUAGACAUCAAUACAGAUUUAAGGAUCUUUUUCGAUUUAUGGAACCAACAGGAUGUCUAAAGGAAAAAGAAGAUUAUUCACUCUAUAUAUUUCCGCCCGAUAACAAUAUUAGGAAAUUUUGCACAUGGAUGGUAACAAGGAGUUGGUUCGAUAACAUCGUACUGCUGUUUAUCGCGCUCAAUUGUAUAACACUGGCAAUGGAACGACCAAACAUCCCUCCCGACUCUAAAGAAAGAGCAUUUCUCUCGAGUGCUAACUACGUAUUUACUGGCGUCUUCGCUGUUGAAAUGCUCAUAAAGGUCGUGGCGUCUGGAAUGUUCUACGGACCCGAAGCAUAUUUCACUUCCGGUUGGAAUAUCAUGGACGGUUCUCUUGUCAUAAUAUCAAUAAUAGAUUUAUUGAUGUCUCUCGUAUCGGAAUCGAGUCCUCGAAUAUUCGGAAUACUAAGAGUGUUUCGAUUGUUAAGAUCUUUGAGGCCUUUAAGAGUAAUUAAUAGGGCACCAGGUCUGAAGUUAGUCGUUCAAACAUUAUUAUCUUCAUUGAGACCUAUUGGAAAUAUAGUUCUGAUAUGUUGUACAUUUUUCAUCAUAUUUGGCAUUUUGGGAGUACAGUUAUUUAAAGGCGCAUUCUUCUACUGCGAAGGUGCUAAUAUUAAAAAUGUUAAAAAUAAGUCAGAUUGUCUAGCUAUUGAAGGAAACGUGUGGGUGAAUCGAAAGUACAAUUUCGAUGAUUUAGGCAAAGCCCUAAUGUCUUUGUUCGUGCUCAGCUCUAGAGACGGCUGGGUAAACAUAAUGUAUACAGGAUUAGACGCAGUUGGAGUCGAUCAACAGCCCAUUGUCAAUUACUCAGAGUGGCGUUUACUAUAUUUCAUUGCAUUUAUAUUACUAGUUGGAUUCUUUGUGUUAAACAUGUUUGUGGGAGUGGUUGUUGAGAAUUUCCACCGAUGUCGAGAAGAACAAGAGAAAGAAGAAAGAGUUAGAAGAGCUGCUAAGAGAGCUCUGCAAAUGGAAAAGAAAAGACGAAAAAUGCAUCAAAGACCUUACUACGCGGACUAUGGUCAGACUAGACUCUUUGUGCAUAAUGUCGUAACAUCAAAAUAUUUUGACCUCGCCAUAGCAGGCGUUAUCGGUCUAAACGUAGUCACCAUGGCUAUAGAAUACUACAGAAUGCCCCCGGCUCUAGAAUAUGCGUUAAAAAUUUUCAAUUAUUUCUUUACCGCUGUUUUCAUACUUGAAGCAGCAAUGAAACUAGUAGCAUUGGGCAUAAAAAUUUAUCUAAAAGACAAAUGGAAUCAACUCGAUGUGAUUAUAGUAAUCCUUUCUAUAGUUGGAAUAGUUUUAGAAGAACUAGAAACCAAUAUAAUACCAAUAAAUCCUACAAUAAUGAGAGUAAUGAGAGUGUUACGAAUAGCGAGGGUACUAAAACUACUUAAAAUGGCGAAAGGUAUAAGGGCUUUAUUGGAUACGGUAAUGCAAGCUCUACCUCAAGUUGGCAAUCUAGGUCUCCUCUUUUUCUUAUUAUUUUUCAUAUUCGCCGCAUUAGGAGUGGAAUUAUUUGGUCGACUAGAAUGUUCUGAUGAUAUUCCAUGUCAAGGUUUAGGAGAACAUGCACAUUUUGCAAAUUUUGGAAUGGCGUUUUUAACUCUAUUUCGUGUGGCAACUGGAGAUAACUGGAAUGGUAUUAUGAAAGACACACUGAGAGAAGAUUGCGACAGUUCUGUGGAUUGUGUACGAAAUUGUUGUGUGUCUACCAUAAUUGCACCAAUCUUCUUUGUUGUAUUCGUUUUGAUGGCUCAAUUCGUUCUCGUCAACGUUGUUGUGGCCGUCCUGAUGAAACACCUAGAAGAAUCUCAUAAACAAAUGGAAGAUGAAAUAGACAUGGACGUGGAACUCGAACGAGAAUUAGAACGAGAAGCUGACGAUGAAGAAGACCGGGCUUUAUGUCGUGCAUUAGAGCAAUGUACCUCACCACCUAGAUCUUUGAACAAAGUACCAUCUCUGCCAGCAAACUUCACGUACAGUGAACCCAAACAGCAACCGAUACCAUCGCCCAUACGACGGCGUCGCACGCUACAUUCCCAUCACGCACUUUUACCAUCGCCUAUGUCAGUACCACAAAGGAGAGCUUCAUUAUCGCCUCAUGCAUUUGGACGACGUAAUCUGGAAUCUUUUGUAAGCACCCGAGCUGCUUUAUACGAAGAAGACGCUCGCUUUAUUGACGCUGAUGAUAUUGAAGAACUAGAGCCCGGUAGUCCACCUAGAAGGGAUUCAUUUGCAAAUAAUCGAAGACAACGCGUAGAUAAAAGGAAUUCGUUGAGAGGCGAAGAAGCGAGGCUACUAAGGCCGACCCCAGUUCUCUUAACCGUUCCAUCAACAAGACAAAGUCUAAGACUUACUGGGUCAAAGAAACGGUCUUCAAUAGAAUCUGCUGCGAAUAGUGAUAUAAGUCACAGUUCUAUGAGAUCCCAUCUAACACCAGACUCUAUCGACCAGCCUAUAAGCGAAGAAGAAAGUAUUAGAAUCGUUAUUGCAGAACGAAGAAAAAUAGAAAAUACAAGACCAGAAAUAGAUGAUACAGUAGAACUGACGGAAUGUGGAUCCUAGUCCAGGCAGGGCCGGCCGCAGCAACAUCAUGAAGUUUACAUCUAAGAUAUGAACGAAUUUCCAUCAAUUCCUUCCUUGCUUUUCUUUUAUAAGACUUUAUAUUUCAACUGGACUGAUAUGAGACAAAAGAAACCGAGAAGACGAAGACAAGAAAGAUGCAAUUUUCGACAGUCUUCCUAUGUUAUUAUACAAACGGUGGGUGACAAAUCAACCUGUGCUUGAAAAACUAUAGACAACCCUUGUGUUUUACCCAUCAUCUUCGCUGUCCUCUUCACUUCAUCAAAUAAUGCGGCCGGUUUGAUUACUUCAUAGACAUUAAUGAAUUUAAGGUUAAUUAAAAAGUUAUUUAGUGUAGCUUUAGUACUAGUCAAUUUGUUGUGGUGAGAUGUUUUCUACGUGAACGUAUAAUCCCUUCACAUUAGUUAUAACUAGUACGGUGCUUAUGGUAAAACUCGAUACACCUGUUAUCAUGCUCUAUGUCCACAAUUAUGAAACACUAACCGUGAGUUUCCGAGUCCUAAAUCUCCGUUUUAAACAUAUUGUUACCUCUGUGUUAUAUACAGAGAUUUUAGGUCUCGGACACCCACAGUAUGUAAAAAAAAACUAAAAAGUGAUCCUAGUUAACUAAAUUUCAGCUGGAUAGUCACAAAAUAUAUUGCAUUGUGAGCUGUUAAACCAGGUUGAUUCGACAACUUAAACCAUAAUUUAAAUUAGUUUCAAAAAACUUGAAAAUUGUUUAUAAAUGAUGAAUUUAGUAUUAAACUAAGUGUAAAUGUGUAGUGUUAUAUAAUCUGUCAAUUCUAAUCAAAUUGAGGUUUCAAAUCAUUGAAGUUAAAUAUUUUGUAAGACAACGAUUGAAUUAGGAAUUAUUAGUAUUAUAGUGGGUCUAUUUAAGAUAGACUAGUUGGACAACUGACGUCUAUAAAAUAUAGAAUUAAUUUUGUAUGGAGAUUAAUGUCGUACUAAAUGGACGAUUAUCAUAGUGUCGUACUGUCGCGCAGAACGAAUAACUGUGAACUGUCGAGAAUCGGUCUUGUAAUAAAAUUAAUCAAAUAAAUGGGUACUAUAAUUUAGGUAUUUUAUACCUUUUUGAACUUAUUACAGUUAUUUGGCUAUGUAUCGCACAAUCAAUAAAAAAAUAUAUUUUUUGUUCGUCACCAUCGCAAAUUUUGCUUUAAUAUCCUUUUUUUAU
This is a messenger RNA of Papilio xuthus (Asian swallowtail), 8652 nucleotides long. It is a transcript of the gene Ca-alpha1T, whose product is annotated as Ca[2+]-channel protein alpha[[1]] subunit T. Gene Ontology annotation, cellular component: neuron projection; voltage-gated calcium channel complex; voltage-gated sodium channel complex. The record is from RefSeq and is a predicted model, not a curated record. NCBI's taxonomy places the organism in Eukaryota, Metazoa, Arthropoda, Insecta, Lepidoptera, Papilionidae. Gene Ontology annotation, molecular function: voltage-gated sodium channel activity; low voltage-gated calcium channel activity. The transcript has 37 exons. Bases 465 to 7460 code for a protein of 2331 amino acids. Gene Ontology annotation, biological process: membrane depolarization during action potential; calcium ion import; calcium ion transmembrane transport.